Musa acuminata AAA Group (dessert banana) is the source of this 330-nucleotide messenger RNA. RefSeq names its product putative lipid-transfer protein DIR1. NCBI's taxonomy places the organism in Eukaryota, Viridiplantae, Streptophyta, Magnoliopsida, Zingiberales, Musaceae. The record is from RefSeq and is a predicted model, not a curated record. The transcript has a single exon. Gene Ontology annotation, biological process: systemic acquired resistance. Gene Ontology annotation, molecular function: fatty acid binding. The coding region runs from base 1 to 330 and encodes 109 amino acids.
AUGGAGUCCCGUCAAGCGGCGUUCGCUCUCCUGCUCCUGCUUCUGGUGGCCAGCGCUAGCGGCCGGAAGGUGAAGGUAACUUCGGGGGGCGUCUGCAACGUGUCGCCCGGAGGCCUGUCAGCCUGCAGGUCGGCCGUCAGCAAGUGGUUCCCGGACAAGACUCCAUCGCCGGAGUGCUGCGCCGCAGUCGCCACCGCCGACUUCGGCUGCUUCUGCUCCUACAUCAAGUCGCCCCUACUCGGGCUCUUUUGGGUCAGCUCCGACCGGGUCAAGCAGCUCCCCGCCAAGUGCCACGUCGACCGACCUCUGCCCGACUGCGUAUCCGCAUAG